Mizuhopecten yessoensis (Yesso scallop) is the source of this 877-nucleotide messenger RNA. RefSeq lists its product as uncharacterized. Lineage: Eukaryota; Metazoa; Mollusca; Bivalvia; Pectinida; Pectinidae. The record is from RefSeq and is a predicted model, not a curated record. The annotation marks the transcript as partial. The transcript is spliced from 3 exons.
UUUGUUCCAGGUUGUUUUAAAACAUAUAAAAGAGUCUCUGAAGGAGAUUCAUUUCGCCGUGGAGGACAUUGGGCGUCCCCGUGAGAUAUCAGAGGAGGAACGCAAGAAACUCCGAAGAAGUUUGUCGAGCUCCGAAAUCGACUUCCUAAAGGAAGACUUUUCAGCGGGCAGACAAAGGGAUUCAGGAAAAUUUGAUUCACCAAAAGCAUCGCCACUUACAAUCCAAACAGACACAGCCUCACCGAGAUAUCUUAGAAGUGUUACACACAACGGAUCUGGUGAUCUCCUUAAUCAACCCGCUUGUGACCUUCUACUUGAAAUAAACCCUAUUACGUCACUUCCGUUACGACAGAAAUUCAUAAUGGCAGACGUGCAUUAUGAACAGAGUGUUUCAACGAAGUUUCCUGAUCCACCGCCUAGUUUUCUUAUUUCUCCAAAAUCACACUCCAGACAGACGUUAACAGAUACGACGUUUUCGUUAUACUCCCAAAAGACUUUAUCCUCAAAAUCACAAGAUGCCAAUCAACCUUUAAACGUUAAUAAGACAAGACUCGCUCCCACUAGUAUAUCACUGGAUACGACCAGAGUGAAUUCUUUACACACCGGUUCUCAGAGUAAACUCAAUACAAAAUCCGUUUCUGCGGGAGGAACUCCCACAUACGAAUCGGCAAGCCUUCUUUCUUCCAUUCCAGUAUUAAACAGGGGUACCUCAUCUGACACCUCGCUUUCACCUCGUUCCGGAAAUUCGUCCAAUUCCGGAAGUUAUGAACGCCUUACACCUAGAUCUGCCAGACGAAAGUUUUUCGAAGAUCAAAGUGACUUGCAACCAUCUUCUUCAAUGUCAGAAAAAAGUCAAAGUUGUGAAGGUAUCCAAGAG